AUGACCGAAGCCACCACCAGACUCCAUAUCACCCCUCUCACUCCCGAUAUUCUUCCCGCUGUGCUACCGCCCUCACUCCGCCAGUCCGCCGCCGAUAUCUCCUACCACGCCAUUCCCACAUUCCCCGAAAACAGCUACGGCUACGUUACCCUGCCGACCAUGGACGCCGAAAAGAUCAAGAAGAAGCUCAAUGGCUCCAUCCUCAAGGGCAAGAAAUUCAAGGUGGAGGUGGCCCGCCCGUCCAAGCGGGAACGAGACGCCGAGGAUGCCAAUGCCGUGGUCGAAGUUCCUGCGGAGAAGACGAAGAAGUCCAAGAAGCGCAAAUCGGAUGAUCAAGAAGACAGCGUGCUAGAUGGCUAUGAGCUGCCUUCGAAUCGCAAGGUCAAGCGAGGAUGGACGGAGCCGUCCGGUGCGCAGAAGGACCGCCGACGGAACGAGAAGAGCAAGAGCAAGGGUGACAAGAAAGAAAAACCCCGGACCAAGUCCAAGUAUACGGAGAAGGAGGAGUGCUUGUUCCAAACCAAAGUCCCACCCAAUCGUGCGGGAAAUGCUGCCGAUGACAAAAAGGCCAAGAAAAAUAAAAAAUUAUCAGAGAAUAUUGUUCACGAGUUCGCCAAGACGACCACCUAUCCCAGCUUCCUCCGCACCUCAGGAGAGGGGGCGGCGCCGACGGUUGAAUUCGAGGAAGGGAAGGGCUGGGUGGACGCUUCGGGCAACGUGAAGGAGGCUGCCAGCGACAAGGCCCGAAAGGAUGACUACCACCCGGGGCAAGUUGCGGGAGCCAAGCUCAAGAAACCAGCUGUCAAGAAUUCAGCUGUCAAGGAGACGGUGCCAGAAUCGUCGAAUGAGCCGGAAGACUGGACAUCAUCCAGUGGCUCAUCGUCCGAGGAGAGCUCCGACUCUGAGAGCGAAGCCAGUAGUUCGUCCGACGAUGCAUCUGAUUCUUCCAUGGAAGAAGAGGACGCAAGCCGGAAGGCGCCGAAAGAGACCGCAAAGUCGACCCCUCCCCCUAAGCCUUCUUCUGACGAUUCAAAGUCGGAGUCAGGCUCAGACUCGGAUUCAGAAGUGGCUGAUCAGCCCGCUGAAGAUGCCGAAGAGCCCUCUGCCCAAGAGGUCCAUCCUUUGGAAGCACUUUUUAAACGGCCUCUCCCCAUAGAAGCCGAGGAAAAGCCUGCACCCGCCGCCACCGCUGGAUUCAGUUUCUUCGGAAACGACGAUCUCGAGUCUGAGGAUGAGCCGCACUCCGCCGAGCCUCAGACCCCCUUCACACCUUUCGCCAAGCAGGACCUCCAGAUCCGCGGUUUGCGGAGCGCCGCACCCACACCCGAUACCGCCAUGAUAAACCGCCGCAUGAACUGGACCGAGGCAGACGAGAUGGAAGAGGACGAGCUUUCUAUUGAUACCCCGGUGUCGAAAUCGCACGAGAAGGCUGUGCCGGCAGAGGAGACGGAUUUCGCAAAAUGGUUUUGGGAGCACCGUGGUGAAAACAACCGUGCUUGGAAAAAGCGGCGGCGCGAUGCGGCUAAGGAGCAGAGGCAGAGAGAGAACCGGAAGAAAGGCAUGAAGGGCAAGUCUUAG
Messenger RNA from Penicillium canariense, 1578 nucleotides. RefSeq lists its product as uncharacterized. The coding region runs from base 1 to 1578 and encodes 525 amino acids. NCBI's taxonomy places the organism in Eukaryota, Fungi, Ascomycota, Eurotiomycetes, Eurotiales, Aspergillaceae. The transcript has a single exon. The record is from RefSeq and is a predicted model, not a curated record. Gene Ontology annotation, molecular function: nucleic acid binding.